This is a messenger RNA of Anarrhichthys ocellatus (wolf-eel), 2076 nucleotides long. RefSeq names its product macroH2A.2 histone (gene macroh2a2). Gene Ontology annotation, molecular function: structural constituent of chromatin; protein heterodimerization activity; DNA binding. The transcript has 9 exons. Bases 461 to 1669 code for a protein of 402 amino acids. The record is from RefSeq and is a predicted model, not a curated record. NCBI's taxonomy places the organism in Eukaryota, Metazoa, Chordata, Actinopteri, Perciformes, Anarhichadidae. Gene Ontology annotation, biological process: nucleosome assembly. Gene Ontology annotation, cellular component: nucleosome.
AUAUGUUGUACUGUUCCACUCCCUGUUGGGCCUGGGAUUCUGCAGGUUUCAUUCAUACGUCUAGCCUGCUGAAAAUGACACCGGUGGGAGGCUGGAAAACAUCCAGUGAAUUAUACACAGUCUACUCUUAGGGCCUUAUGAGAGGUGAUUUUAGGCUAGGCCUACCAUUUAGGAUCUAUUUGAUCUCCGAGGAAAAUGUAUUUGUAUUCCUUUGCUUUGCCCUCAAAGACCAUUCCUAUCAUCAGUAGCACAGAGCCAGCCUCCAACCAGACUACGCUGUUCCUGCUCGCUCUGUGGGGGUUUCCUAAGGUUGGGAAGCUAGAGUGCGUACAAGGACGGCAAAUAAAGCGAAUCAAAACAAAGCGCGCCGUCUUCCACCGGGGGAUUCGUCUGUCUUCCGUGCAGGAGCAUCUCUGACUCGCGCGAAAGAGGACAAAACAGGUAGAAACUUCGAAGCAGGAUGUCAGCCAGAGGAGGAAAGAAGAAGGCCACCAAGCUGUCCCGUUCAGCCAGGGCAGGAGUCAUCUUCCCUGUGGGAAGGAUGAUGCGGUAUUUGCGCACCAGCACGCACAAAUACCGCAUCGGCAUGGGGGCGCCCGUCUACAUGGCAGCAGUCAUCGAGUACCUGGCAGCUGAGAUCUUGGAAUUGGCAGGAAACGCAGCGCGGGACAACAAGAAAGGCAGAAUAACGCCCAGGCACAUCAAGCUGGCUGUGGCCAAUGACGAGGAGCUCAACCAGCUUCUGCGGGGGGUGACCAUUUCAAAUGGAGGCGUCCUGCCUCGGAUACACCCAGAGCUGCUCUCCAAGAAGAGGGGGGUCAGGGUGAAAGUCGACAGCCAGGCGUCCAUUCCCGAGAAGAAGGUAGAACGCUCGAAGAGCAAGAAACCCAUCAAGUCCUUCAAAAAGGUUAAAGGCAAACGAGGACGCAAGCCAAAGAGCACAGACAACGAGUCUGUACCGAACUCCACAGUGGAAGACGGUCCUGGAGAUGGAUUCACCAUCCUGUCAGCAAAGAGCCUGUUCCUUGGACAAAAGCUUUCACUAACGGAGAGUGAAAUCAGCAAAAUUGGAACAAUUAAAGUGGAGGGUAUAAUUAACCCGACAAAUUCGGAGAUGGACCUCAAAGACGGAGUGGGUGAGGAGGACAUGUUCAUGUGUACUCUAUUUCUUCUCCACAAGUCUCCACGCUUCCCUCUACCCAGCCUCUUGUGUUCACCUGCUGCUGUGACAUUUUCAGGCAAUGCCCUGGAGAAGGCCGGAGGCCGGGAGUUCCUGGAGGCGGUCAAGGAGCUGCGGAAAGCACAGGGGCCUUUGGAGGUGGCAUCAGUGGCAGUGAGCCAGGCCAGUGGGAUGGCAGCACGCUUCAUCAUCCACUGUAACGUCCCUCAGUGGGGUUCAGAGAAGUGUGAGGACCAGCUGGAGAAGACGGUGAAGAACUGCCUCUCGGCGGCAGAGGACAAGAAGCUCAAGUCCGUGGCUUUCCCUGCACUUCCUGCUGGACGGAACGGAUUCCCCAAACAAACGGCCGCCCAGCUCAUCCUCAAGGCCAUCUCCAACCAUUUUGUGUCGUCCAGCAGCUCCUCCCUGAAAAACAUUUACUUUGUUCUGUUCGACAGUGAGAGCAUCGGAGUAUACCUUCAGGAAAUGGCCAAGCUGGACGCCAAGUGAGGAUCCUGCUUAAAGGGGUUGUUUUUUAACUGUUGUUUGUUGCAGAUGGUGUAGAUAGUUGAUGAGACAGAGAGUGUGAGUGUGAGUGUGUGUGUGUGUGGGGGGGGGGGGGGGGGUUGGGGUAGAAUCUGUGUUGGUUAAAGAGGGAAAAAAAAAAAUCUGUGUGAGUGGAGUGCUGUUACAUUUAUGUCCCACUGUCCCCUCAUGAGAUUGUGUUCUUUAUAGAUUAGGUCCUUUGAAUCCGUACAGUUUGACAUUAUGGUCCCUCGUUUCAAUGAUGUUUUUACAUUCCAUGUACAAAUAGAACCGUUUUGCUGGCCUCUGUAGUUUCUGAUACACUUAGUUUACUAAAAAAACUGUGGUUCUCAUUCUGCUUUGAAAUAAAACCUCAGAUGUUUUACACCAGA